UGUUACUCGCGGGUGUCCGUAGCAUCACUUCCGGAACACGACGGGAAAGAUGGCGACCGAGUCAAACGAGUCCAAAACGGAUAUUAAUAUCAGUCCUGCGUCUGAAGACGAGUCUGCCGCCCCGGGAGUAAAGGAUCUGCGUCGGAGGACAUCCUGCACAAGUUCAUCUGAGGAUGGAGACAGUGAUGGUGAUGACCGCAGGAGGACUGCUGAGGGCCAGCAUGAGAGUCGUCCUGGAUUGGCCCAACGUGAGGGAUCUGGUUCCAGAGAGGGGAGUCCACGAGCUGGCAGCCCCCCGGCGAGGGUAUCCUCCAGGACCAGGCACAGGCAAGGGUCCAGCAACUCGGACAGUAGUGAAGAUGACAGCGAUGAUGGUGUAAUUCACAGGAUAAAGAGCAGUGUCACACAUAUCAGGCAUACAUCUGAUGAUGAGAGCAAAAACAGACAAAGAAGCUCCUCACCGGACAAGGAUAAAACUCAGAGGUCAAGAUCUCGCUCCAGAUCUCGCUCAAGAUCCCGCUCUCCUCAAGAUCGCUAUGGAAGAAGUCGUAGGUCCAGGGAGCGCGAGCGAGACAGAGAUCGCUACGGAGGCCGUGAUCGUUACGAGCGCCGCUCCAGCAGAGAGAGGGAUUGGGAACACAGGAGGAGGGAAAGGUCGACUUCACCAGCCAAAAGUGAUAAUCCUCCCACAGAGGAGCCUCCGGUGAAGAAGAGGAAGGAGGCUCAGGACCCCAUCCUCACCCGCACCGGUGGGGCCUACAUCCCACCGGCCAAACUGCGCAUGAUGCAGGCUCAGAUCACUGACAAGAGCAGUUUGCAGUAUCAAAGAAUGAGCUGGGAAGCCCUGAAGAAGUCCAUCAAUGGUCUGAUCAACAAAGUCAAUGUUUCCAACAUCGGCCACAUCAUUCAAGAGCUUCUGCAGGAGAACAUAGUGAGGGCCAGGGGUCUUCUGGCUAGAUCUACGCUUCAGGCCCAGGCCGCCUCUCCCAUCUUCACCCAUGUGUACGCUGCUGUGGUGGCCAUCAUUAACUCCAAGUUUCCUCAGAUUGGGGAACUCAUCCUCAAGAGGCUCAUUCUCAAUUUCCGGAAAGGUUACAGGAGGAACGAUAAACAACAAUGUCUCACAGCAUCCAAGUUUGUGGGUCAUCUCAUCAACCAGAAUGUGGCUCAUGAAGUCCUGUGUCUGGAGAUGUUGACCCUGCUGUUGGAAAGACCAACUGAUGACAGCGUAGAGGUGGCCAUUAGCUUUCUAAAAGAUUGUGGUCUUAAACUGACCGAGGUCUCCCCCCGUGGCAUCAAUGCCAUCUUUGAGCGUCUGAGGAACAUCUUGCAAGAGUCGGAAAUCGACAAGCGUGUGCAGUACAUGAUCGAGGUCAUGUUUGCCAUCAGGAAGGAUGGGUUUAAGGACCACCCCAUCAUUCCAGAUGGGCUCGAUCUGGUGGAGGAAGAGGACCAGUUCACACACAUGCUCCCUCUGGAAGACGAGUACAACCAAGAAGACAUCUUGAAUGUCUUCAAAUUGGAUCCCAACUUUCUGGAGAACGAAGAGAAGUACAAGACAAUUAAACGAGAAAUCCUCGACGAGGGAAGCAGCGACUCUGGCGAUGAGGCUGACGGCAGCGGUGAUGAAGAUGAUGAUGAGGAAGAUGAAGAGGCGGCGGCUGGUGAAGACCAAGAGAAAGUCACCAUUUUCGACAAGACAGAGGUGAACCUGGUCGCCUUCCGCCGAACAGUUUACCUCGCCAUUCAGUCAAGCUUGGACUUCGAAGAAUGAGCCCACAAGUUAAUAAAAAUGGAUUUCCCCGAGAGCCAAACGAAAGAGCUGUGCAACAUGAUCCUGGACUGUUGUGCCCAGCAAAGAACAUACGAGAAGUUCUUCGGCCUUCUCGCUGGGAGGUUUUGCCUGUUGAAGAAAGAUUACAUGGAGAGCUUUGAAGCCAUCUGUCAGGAGCAGUACGAAACCAUCCACCGUCUCGAAACCAACAAACUGCGCAAUGUCGCUCGAAUGUUCGCUCAUCUGCUCUACACGGACUCCAUUCCAUGGAGUGUCCUUGAAUGUGUUAAAAUGAGUGAAGACUCGACAACGUCUUCCAGUCGAAUCUUUGUGAAGAUUUUGUUCCAGGAGCUUUGUGCUUAUUUGGGUUUGCCUAAACUGAACGAGAGACUUAAGGACAUGACGUUGCAGCCUUUCUUUGAGGGUCUGUUCCCACGUGACAAUCCGAGGAACACGAGAUUCGCCAUUAAUUUCUUCACAUCUAUUGGUCUCGGAGGUCUCACGGAUGAGCUGAGAGAACAUCUGAAGAACGCUCCAAAGAUGAUCAUGACCCAGACACAGGACGUGGAGUCAUCGGAUUCUUCCUCUUCUUCCUCAUCGUCUUCAGAAUCCUCCUCAUCCUCAGACUCUUCUUCUGACAGUGACAGCAGCGAUUCGUCCAGUGACUCCUCCUCCAGCAGCAGCAGCUCUUCAGACUCUGACUCGAGACGCAAGAAGGUCUCAGGCAAGAAAAAAAAGAAGAACAAGGACAAGAGCUCCAGCAAGGCAUCUAACCAGCGUUCCCCUCUGGAGGAGCGACCGAGCAAGAGGCUCGAGAACCAGCGGCAAGACGGAAGCGACGAAGACCGCCGCAGAUCCGAAAACCACCAGAGAGAUUCCCACCGCAGGGGACGUGCGGGGGAGUCACCUCCUGCUCGACAACGAGGAGACGAGGAGCGUGCAAGAGGACACGAGGAGCGUGCAAGAGGACACAAGGACCAGCAACAUCACAGACACGGCCAGGAUUGCGAGGACAAGCAGCAGGAUUUGCGCAGGAACAAGGAUAACAACAGAAGCGGUUCCCCAGCGGGCAGGGACAAAGACAGACGGAGAAGCAGGGAGAAGGAGCCUCUGCGGAGGAGCAGGGAAAGGUCGAAGUCGCAGGAGAGGAGCCGCAAUGAGAUCGACUCCAGGGACUCCUACAGGAACGGCUUGGAGAGGGCGGACAAAGAGAACAGGCGUUCUCACAGAUACAGCGAAACCAGGAGGAAGGUGGAGAAAGGCAGAGAUGGAUCGCCUAGGAGCCACAGAUAGCCGCUUUGAAGAAGAUCAAAUGAAAAUCGUGAUAGUCGUGUUGUUGUACCAACGUUGAACCUUGCUUUUGUUCACUGUGACUCUCACCUGUGUGCUUCUGCAUAGCCUUUACAUUGCCAUACAGCUUAUUGAGCAAGAACGUUUAUAGUAAUGUGGACGGUCUCCAAGUUCCCAAAAGGAUUUUAGCGGUUAAAGUAUCGGGGACGUUUUGUAUUUUACGUAUCCUUUGCCCAAUUGUGUUUUUUGCUGUUGAUUCAAAAAAAUUGGAGAAACAAGAUUAAAGAUGACAUUUGCCAUACA
Messenger RNA from Triplophysa rosa, 3367 nucleotides. RefSeq names its product CWC22 spliceosome associated protein homolog (gene cwc22). Gene Ontology annotation, cellular component: catalytic step 2 spliceosome. Gene Ontology annotation, molecular function: RNA binding; protein binding. NCBI's taxonomy places the organism in Eukaryota, Metazoa, Chordata, Actinopteri, Cypriniformes, Nemacheilidae. Gene Ontology annotation, biological process: mRNA splicing, via spliceosome. The transcript has 21 exons. The record is from RefSeq and is a predicted model, not a curated record.